Rangifer tarandus platyrhynchus (Svalbard reindeer) is the source of this 280-nucleotide messenger RNA. NCBI's taxonomy places the organism in Eukaryota, Metazoa, Chordata, Mammalia, Artiodactyla, Cervidae. The record is from the annotation of a GenBank genome assembly.
UUACAUGAAGAAGAGGAGAGGGAGGAGGGAGAUAGAGGUGAGCAGGAGGAGAAAAAGGGGGACUCAAGAGGAGAGAGACAGAUCUACGCAGUUCUCUGUUCCCAAAGUGUUCUCCGUAGCCCAGACACCCACAGAGAUUCACAGAAUUGGAUUGGGAAGAGAAGGGUAAGGGAGGAAAUAGAGAGUGCCUACACUGAAAGACAAUGUUUUGUGUGCAGUAAAUGUGGGGGGAAACUCAAGUAUAGAUCAUCAUUUAUUGUGCACCAGAAAGUCCACACUG